Bursaphelenchus xylophilus (pine wood nematode) is the source of this 2697-nucleotide messenger RNA. NCBI's taxonomy places the organism in Eukaryota, Metazoa, Nematoda, Chromadorea, Rhabditida, Aphelenchoididae. The record is from the annotation of a GenBank genome assembly.
AUGGCUCAAAAUGUGCGGCCAAAGUCGAUAAAAAGUCAGGUCACUCGAGUUACCACUCCUCUUUUUCUCUGCUCUCUCCGCUUUUUCUGUGAUGCCGCUAACUCGAGUAAGUGCCCUUUUUGUACGUGAAACAUCCCCCUGGGCACAUUUUGGAAACUAUAUCUCAGGCAUAAGUUGACCGAUUUUUGAUUUUUAAAAAGUAUUUGGACUAAUUCGAGCACUGCGAGCCAAGUUAUGACGUUAGUUUUUGUCCUAAGGGGUUAAAUAUGGCCGAAAACACAAUGCCAAAAUAUUGCCAAAAUGGCGGGAAACGGUGUUUUUGAGCGAAUUGCCGUUGCUGGCAACAACCCCUGCGGAGGAUGGCAGAAGCUCUACCCGUAGACCUUUCCAUUCGACUUUAUAUCUAUUAUAGACUGCCCGUUUUCUUUUGGGAUAACCCAUCAAAUUUUAGAACUUUUUGAAGAUUGCUGCCCCAUUAAUGUUCAUUUCUUAUUGAUUUGACCGAAACUUUUUAAACUUAAUUAUAGCUAAAGGUAACGUAGGAUGUUAGCUUGGUUCUAAUAUCAAUUUUGAACCAGCUGGGAGCGAGUUUUUUUAUAUUGUACUAGGUCCUGGCGUUUGGUCCCUCGUUAAACUGCUAUUACGUUAAAUUUGCCACAUUUGCCUGGUAAAACAACCCAGUACCUUGACCUACAUUUCUCUCUCUCUUUUUCAAAAAAAGGUGACCUCGAAAAAAUUUCAAAACUUUUGGGCAAGAACUUUUAUCUUGUCUCUUAUAUAAAGCGGGAGAUAAAAGAUUUUCUGAAAAAUUUUUGAAAUUUUUCUGUUUUUACUUUUUUUUUAAAAAAAAAGUAAAUUUUCAGUUUACUUCAAGGAAAAUGCAAAAGAAAGUCAAUUUUAUUUCUGGCUUUCCGACUUCAAGGUCGGGAGUAGGACCGGAUCUUACUCCCCGCUCGGAGUCGCCGAAAGUCAGAGCUUGUUUUUACUUUAUUCCUCUUUUUGGCCCCGCACUGCAGGUUGCAAGGUUGAUGCCAAGUCUUUCCCUGAUGUGUCAAGUUUUUCUCUUCCGAAAAAAUUAUUUUUACGUUUGUGCGACGUUGUGAAGCUAUGUUCUCCACGAAGAUGGGCUGGAAAGUGAUCAAGUAAGAUUGGCAAGAGGAGAUGUACGUUUUUCAUUUGACAUCAAAAAUUUCCAUUUUAUUUCAGAGAAAGGUACAAAAUUUUUCCAAUUCGUAAAGCUUCAUGACCAUGGAUAAUGUAAGUGAGAUUAUCUCCUUUUUUGCUACGACGUCAAGAUUCUAAGUCGGGAAACGUUUAGAGGAGACCCCACUCUCAUGUAUAUUCUCCAUGUAUGAAACCCCAUAAAUUUUGAGGAAUAACGACGUAAAAAUUUCAAAUACUAUACUAACUUUCCAAAAGUAUGUUAUACUAAAGUAAAACCUAUGCAAACUAUCUUCAAGUUAUUGUAACAACGUUAUUUGAGCCUUAUUACGUUAUUACCUCAGUUUAGAACGCAUUCGUGGCAAAAAUCCGGCAGAUCUGAGCGGAUUUCGAUAUUGUACAUGACACCUAGAAAUCGAAUUUGGUGGCGUUUGAUAGAUAGAGUAUAUAACAAAACUAAAGUGAGGUGUCCUCUAGAACUCGCCAGCCUAGACCUGUUAACUCCAAUAACGGAACAAAAAACGCGAUAAGCGCACUUACAUUAUUAUCCAUGGUCAUGAAGCUUUACGAAUUGGAAAAAAUUUGUACCUUUCUCUGAAAUAAAAGGAAAAUUUUUGGUGUCAAAUGAAAAAAGUACAUCUCCUCUUGCUAAUGCUAACUUACUUGAUCACUUUUCAGCCCAUCUUCGUGGAGAAAAUAGAUUCACAACUUCAAAAAAAAUGAAAACGUUUCUUCCGGGAGAGAGAAAUUUGACACAUCUGGAAUUCCCGGGCGCAGCUCGCAAAAAUAGUUUUGAAGAAAAUAAAUUGGCGUGCAGGUGAGUAAAAACGGCAUCCUACUCACCAGCCAAAAUGGGCGAGCCAUUUUUGUUUCAACUUUGCGGAUCGACCUUUUGGCGAGCCAUUUUUGAUCCAACUUUCCAAAAAUUUGUCGUUCGGAGUAAGAAUGUUUUUUGACUCUCCGAAAUCGAAAAUUUCCGGAAAUUUUUCAAAAUUUACUUUUUUUUUUAAAAAAAAGUAAAAACAGAAAAAUUUCAAAAAUUUUUCAGAAAAUCUUUUAUCUCCCGCUUUAUAUCUACAAAAUCCAAAAAAAUCCGACCUUUUCCCUCUGGGCUCUACCUCUUUACUAUAUCAUAAAACUUUCAUGUCAUCAAAAAUUUCUAAUUUUUCAGUCGGAGACACCGAAUUACCCCCAGCCUAUGCAAUUACUGACACCGGGGCCUCGCCGAUCGUUGCUCCAACAGCCGACUAUCAACGAAUUGUCAGAGAACUCGGCGGUAGGUCACGGGAGGGUGUGAUGCCUUGCGACUCCGACUUCGUAUUGCACUUCAAAAUUGGCGGGCAGGAGUAUCAUGUGCCGGCCAAACAGCUGCUGUCGAAUAGUGGCCUAUUUGGCGAUAAAAACAUGUGUCAGCUUAUGCUUGAAAGCGGCAACUUUGGAUUCUGGAUUCUUGGGGAUCCCUUUAUUCGGCAGUAUUGUCAAAUUCAUGAUUUCGCCGGGAAAAGAGUGGGAUUCGCGCCGGUGAAACAGAAAUAA